Exophiala bonariae is the source of this 921-nucleotide messenger RNA. RefSeq lists its product as uncharacterized. Bases 1 to 921 code for a protein of 306 amino acids. NCBI's taxonomy places the organism in Eukaryota, Fungi, Ascomycota, Eurotiomycetes, Chaetothyriales, Herpotrichiellaceae. Gene Ontology annotation, biological process: thiamine biosynthetic process. The transcript has a single exon. The record is from RefSeq and is a predicted model, not a curated record.
AUGCAACCAUUCCACCUUACCGCUACUGGCUUUAACAUCAACUAUCUCCCUCAAUACAUUGCUCACCGGCAUGGAUUCUUUAGCGAGCAAGGCCUUGAUGUCAUUACAACCAUUCCUACGCCUUGGGAUGGAGUCCUCGAUGCGCUGGCCGACGGUUCCGCUGAUAUGGCCCUUGGUGGAAUCUGGGUGCCAUCCAUGUACCGUGACCGAGUACAAAACUACACUGUUUUUGCGCAGAUUGCAAAUCGCUGCCCGCUAGCGUUGCUCAGGCGCACAAGUUGCAAGGAGUUUGGCCUAGCCGACGUAGCUAAGGCAACCGUCCUGAUGAAAUCCAUAGGCGGCGCCAGCGUCGGACUAUUCUUCAAAAUGCUCCUGCGUGAGAAUGAUAUCGACCCGAGAUACGUGGACUUUAUCCAAGAUCUAGACGGUCUCAUGCUGGGAAACCUGUUUCAAGGCGGCAUGGGCGAUUUCUUUGUGACAGAUUAUCUGUCUGCCAGAGCUAUCGCAGCUCGCAAUCCCGAUGUCUCAAUAGCGAUGGAAAUGGUCACGCAAGGAGAGGUCCCUUGGAGUGUGUAUUAUCGAGAGACGUCAACCAUAACCCAGGAGCUACGGGACGCGCAGAAGCGGUUUUGCAUUGGGUUGAAUCAAGGGAUAGAAUGGGUGCUCCGGCACGACGCUGAGUCUUUCAAGGACGAGAUCGCUGAGCUCUUUCCCAAGGUUCCCGUUGAUGUUGCCGUUGACGUGGUAAAUUGCUUUCGUCGGAAUGGCAUGUGGACUACCGCUACCAUACCACCUAAGGCAUUUGACCGGUGGCAGCAAGGUCUGACCGAUGCGCGAUUCGUCAAGCAACCGUUGGCCUACGAGUCCAUUGUGGAUGAUUGGCCUGCAAAGGAGGCCCAAGCCGUAGCCAAGGCUCGGUAG